Molecule: messenger RNA, 1110 nt
Organism: Asparagus officinalis (garden asparagus)
Lineage: Eukaryota; Viridiplantae; Streptophyta; Magnoliopsida; Asparagales; Asparagaceae
Exons: 5
Coding region: 127-891 (254 amino acids)
Cellular component (GO): mitochondrion
Source: RefSeq, a predicted model, not a curated record
UUUGGGCGUUUAAACCCCCUACCCACAAUCGGCAGUCUCUCGCGCGGGACGACGAGGACGACGGCGUUAACAAAACCGCGGAGAAUCGCGAAGAGAAUAAAAACUGUUUAGAAAAAAAAAAAAGAUAUGGGUUUGCCCUUGAUGAAUGUGGUGCGCAUGAAAUCAACUCCUAUUCUAAAACUUCUUCAACUGGAGGAAAGGCUGCUCAGAACUUCUUCAGAUAAUUGGUUUAUCGUGAAUGAUGGAAUGAUUCUUCCUACCAUAGUCAUGGGCAUAUCUGGGAGGCUCAUGGAACUGGUUGAACUUAAACCUGUGCUUCAUNCUGGAGGAGGAACUGUGAUUGUCGAUAGUGGAACAAUUUUUACUGCUCUUAUCUGCAAUAAGAAUGAUGUUCCUGCGGUGCAGCCAUAUCCUCGCCCUAUUAUGUCUUGGACAGGCCAGUUGUAUGGCGAUGUUUUUCGUGGAUUUGGUGAUUUCCAUCUUCGUGAAAACGAUUACGUGUUUGAUACUCGCAAGUUCGCUGGGAACGCCCAAUCUAUUACAAAGGAUCGAUGGGACCAUCAUACGUCAUUUUUAUGGGAUUAUGAUGUCAAGAAUAUGAGUUAUCUCAAAUUACCCUUGCGGGCACCAGAAUAUAGAUCGGCAAGAGACCAUGUUGAAUUCUUAUGCCGGAUGAAGGAAUAUCUUCCAUCCAGAUCAACUUUCAUCGAAAGAACCAUUAGUUCUCUUGAAAGAUACUUCUCAGUUAGACAAAUCUCAGCAGAAGAGAUCUUUGAUCCAUCUGAUCCAUCGUUUUCUCCUACAACCAAGCUGUUGACAGAGCAGGAGCUGGAAGAUGCAUGCUCGUCUCAGUCUGAAAGUUUCAGAUGUCAAUCAGCUGUCUCAAGAUAAUUUCUCUAAACACGCCAAUGCAUCUCACCAUUCAGGACCGAGAUUAUUUUUCGAAUAAAGUUCAGCACAGACGUCUUGUCAACUAUUUGCUUGUGUACUCUUAAUCUAUCACGUGUUUCCAUUUAUUGAAUAUAAUCAUUUACCUAAGGUUUGUGCUCCAGGAACGGGACUGUUUUCUUUCUUCAUGUCAUUUUGGGAUGCCUCAGGCCUUUGCUCUUC